AUGGUCCAUUUUGGGGCCAUGCAGCACUCCUUCACACACCUCGCCCUGCUGGGUGGUGGCCACGCAUCCCCAAUGCUCGCCCACCCUUUGCGCGGGCGCCCGGGCGUCGUCGCGCCGCCCCUACGACCCGCGCUCCUCGUCGCGCCCGCUCCCCUCCACGGCGCCAGGGACUCCCCUCGAAGGCCCGCGCCGCGCCAGUGGAUCCGCCCAUUGCGGGCCACCCAAGACACAGAAAGAGCCAAGGAUGCGGCCGACACCUCCCAAGCCGAUCCAAAGUCUGAAAAGGAUGGCUCCUCCGCGGCCCAACUGCUGGGGAUCAGGGGCGGCGCCAAGGAGACGGACAUCUGGAAGGUUAGGCUGCAGCUCACCAAGCCCGUGACGUGGGUGCCGCUGAUUUGGGGCGUCGUAUGCGGCGCCGCGGCCUCCGGGCAGUUCGAGUGGACGGUCCCCGAAGUGGCGAGGUCGCUGGCGACGAUGGUGCUGGCCGGGCCGCUGAUGACGGGCUACACGCAGACCAUGAACGACUGGUACGACCGGGAGAUCGACGCUAUCAACGAACCCAACCGUCCCAUACCUUCGGGCGCCAUCUCGGGGCCGGAGGUUAUAGCGCAGAUCUGGGUCCUGCUGGUGGCGAGCAUAGGCCUAGCCUACGGCCUGGACAGGUGGUCAGGCCACGACGUCCCCACGGUGACCGCGCUGGCCGUGUUCGGGGCGUUCAUUUCGUACAUCUACUCCGCGCCGCCCCUGAAGCUCAAGCAGUCGGGCUGGAUCGGCAACUACGCGCUGGGGUCCUCCUACAUCGCCCUCCCCUGGUGGGCGGGUCAGGCCGUCUUCGGGGCGCUCACUGUGGACGUUAUGGUCCUCACCGUCCUGUACUCAAUCGCCGGCCUGGGGAUCGCCAUUGUCAAUGACUUCAAGAGCAUCGAGGGGGACCGAGCCAUGGGGCUGCAGUCGCUGCCCGUGGCCUUCGGCGUGGAGAGGGCCAAGUGGAUCUGCGUGGGCAGCAUAGAUGCCACGCAGCUGGCCGUGGCGGCAUACAUUGCCUGGGGGCUGCACGACGAGACCAAGGGGCUGAUCCUGUUGGCCUUGAUCCUGCCACAGAUCUUCUUCCAGUUCAGGUACUUCAUCCCCGACCCCGUUGCCAACGACGUGAAGUACCAGGCGUCCGCCCAGCCGUUCCUGGUGUUUGGCCUGCUGACGACGGCACUGGCAGUAGGGCAAUACAACAUGGGGUGA
Messenger RNA from Ostreobium quekettii, 1236 nucleotides. Lineage: Eukaryota; Viridiplantae; Chlorophyta; Ulvophyceae; Bryopsidales; Ostreobiaceae. The record is from the annotation of a GenBank genome assembly.